Messenger RNA from Scleropages formosus (Asian bonytongue), 4209 nucleotides. Its product is annotated as casein kinase I. Bases 673 to 2022 code for a protein of 449 amino acids. Gene Ontology annotation, molecular function: protein serine/threonine kinase activity; ATP binding. Gene Ontology annotation, biological process: protein phosphorylation. The record is from RefSeq and is a predicted model, not a curated record. The transcript has 12 exons. NCBI's taxonomy places the organism in Eukaryota, Metazoa, Chordata, Actinopteri, Osteoglossiformes, Osteoglossidae.
GCUCUGAGACCGUGAGGCGACGCACGGUCCCUUCCUGCUGAUAUAGAGAGGCUCAAAGAGACAACAGCGACAGGGAGAGAGAAGAGGGGGAUUAAGAAAAUAUAAAUAACGUCAGCAGUAUGGAGAUGUGUGUAGAUUAAAAAUACACCGAAACAGCUGUCCAGAAAGACACGAGUUCUGCUUUGUGACCCAGGGGCGUAUUGCGUCUCCUUCCUGUACUCAUCGAAACCCACGGAAUGACCACUGCACCUCUGCAAGCUGACCAGGAGGAGGCGAUGUGGGGAACAGAAGGAAGCCGAAGGCCAUCUUGUUCAUGUGUGGGAGUCCACGCAUGACCUGCCCGCUUUGGGGGCGGGGGCGGGUGGUGAUCAUGCAGCUCUGAUGCUGGAAUCGGAGAAAAAGGAAAAACUCGUUUUGGAGGGAAACCAACCUGUAUAAAUCGACAGAAUCAUCGCAGUCUGUCCGCUGCUUUCCACCUGACGACGUUUUAAAUUUUUCUUUUGUUCUUAAUGUGUAUAUGUACUACGUGUGUACAUAUCGUACAUGCACAUAAAACCCUCUUCUCUCUAUGGUCUUGUGCUCGACCCCUCCCUUCUCUGGUGGUAGUUUCGGUGACUCUGUGACUUGCAUGGCAGGGGAGUAACCGUGGAGAGGCCUGGGUAUCACAAGCUUAUGGAUUUUGACAAGAGAGGAGGGAAGGGAGAGGCUGACGAGGGGAAAAGGAUGUCAAAGGCGGCCGGAAGCCGCACGGCACACAGUGGCCGCACCACGGGGACCAACUCCGGGGUGCUCAUGGUUGGCCCUAACUUUCGGGUGGGGAAGAAGAUUGGCUGUGGCAACUUCGGGGAGUUGCGGUUGGGGAAGAACCUCUACACCAACGAAUAUGUGGCUAUUAAACUGGAGCCAAUAAAGUCACGAGCGCCACAGCUGCAUCUGGAGUACAGGUUUUACAAGCAGUUGGGAAACUCAGAGGGCAUUCCUCAGGUGUACUAUUUUGGCCCGUGCGGGAAAUACAAUGCCAUGGUUCUGGAGCUUCUGGGGCCCAGCCUGGAGGACCUCUUUGACCUUUGUGACCGCACUUUCUCCCUCAAGACCGUCCUUAUGAUAGCCAUACAGCUGAUAACACGGAUGGAGUACGUGCAUACCAAAAGCCUGAUCUAUCGGGACGUGAAGCCAGAGAACUUCCUGGUGGGGCGGCCAGGGACCAAAAGGCAAAACACGAUCCACAUCAUUGACUUCGGGCUAGCCAAAGAGUAUAUCGACCCCGAGACCAAAAAACACAUCCCCUAUAGGGAGCACAAGAGCUUGACCGGGACAGCGCGAUACAUGAGCAUUAACACUCACCUGGGGAAAGAACAGAGUAGGAGGGAUGACCUGGAAGCUCUAGGUCAUAUGUUCAUGUACUUCCUGCGGGGCAGUCUGCCAUGGCAAGGACUCAAGGCAGACACACUGAAGGAGCGGUAUCAGAAAAUUGGGGACACCAAGAGGGCCACACCCAUUGAGGUCCUCUGUGAAGGCUUCCCAGAGGAGAUGGCCACCUACCUGCGCUAUGUAAGGAGACUGGACUUCUUUGAGAAGCCAGACUAUGACUACUUGAGGAAGCUCUUCACAGACCUCUUUGACAGGAAUGGCUACGUCUUCGACUAUGAGUACGACUGGGUCGGAAAGCCACUUCCAACGCCAAUUGGUCCCAUCCCUAGUGACACGCCCCUGCAGCCCAGGAGCCAAGACAAAGCACAACAGCAGACCAAAAACCAGUCGCCCGAACCCAAAGGAAGUGAGUCCCAGCCCACUCCAGUGACCAAUAGGGAGCUCCUGGGGUCCCAUCUCACAGCUGAUAGGCUGGGGGGCUCUGUCCAGGUGAUGAGCUCAACCAAUGGUGAGCUGAACACAGACGACCCAACGGCAGGACACUCAAAUGCACCAAUCACAGCUCCUGCUGAAGUUGAGGUGGCAGAUGAUACAAAGUGCUGCUGUUUCUUCAAAAGGAGAAAGAGGAAAGCUCUCCAGCGACACAAGUGAAUACAAGGCUGCAGAGACUUUCUCUGCCCACUCAAGUUUUAAACGAAAUGGAAACGAACACACACAAGUCGUCUGUCUCAGCGUCAUUAUGACUCCCCCUCCUGGUGGUCCGAAAAGGAGCAUCGUUGAGCAGCUUGCUCCGGUCUGGCACCGCAGCAGACUCUGCUCUUCCUGUUUAAAAACAAAAACAGAACAGAAAUGCAAGGAAGAAGCAAAAAAUAAGUAGAAAUGGGGAAUAAAAUACAUAUAAAAGCUGCUGCAACACUUGACAUGUGACUGUUGGGGGGAGACGUACCAGUUGUAUCCUAGAUUCCACGCAGGACAUUACAUUCAUUAGCCAUUGAUCGGGACGGGUGUCAGGUUAGGGAAUACAGAGGCCGAUCAAAUUGAAAAAUAUGUUCUGUUGACAUAGUGUGUGUUUGUGGGAUCAAGGGGAGAGAGUGGUGAAGAAAGUAUACUUAUUAUAACAAAGGAAAUCACUGAGAAGAACAGGAAGAAUUUUUGUGGACACCAGAAUUUGAAGAUCUAUGUAUAUUCUUUUUUCCCCUCCCUUUUUGUAAUUUAAAUUGAAGUUGUUUUCAAAAUCAGCUCUGUCCGAGUUGAAAGCUACAUGUUUUACUUUCAUGUUGUAGUGCUCUGGAAUUUUUAAAAUUUGUUUUUUUUCUUUUUUUCUGUAAAUGUGGACUUUGUAGCACAGUUGCUGGUCUCAGGUACUGUGGAAGAUUGAGAGAAUAAUAGAUAUUCACUUCUCUCCUUUAAAAAAAUUGCACUUUUGGGAAAAACUAUGGAAUUCUGGGCUUGAAAUUAACAAAAAAAAAUAAAGCAAUUAAAGACUGAACUAGGAACUUUUAUUACGUAAAGGUGAUCUGUAAAAGGGCCAAAGUGGUGUUUCUUCAGAGUAGAAAGGAACUUUUUUUCUCGAAUAAGGAAAAAAAAAAUCAACCAGGAAAUCAGUUUGUGCCUUCCCAAGUAAUUUUUUUGAUGCUCAGGUGUCGUCAAAGAAGUUUUAUGCAAUGUGUUUGAAUGGUUUUUGGAGUAAAUUCAGCUUUCUGUGUGCGGCUAUUUCUGUGUGCUUCUGUGUUCCGUUCACGUGUGGGUGUGUACUGGUUUAUGUUGGUUCCAGUUAAUUUCUCUCGGGUGAGGUUAAGCUUUUGCAGUAACAAUCUGCCAUUCCUUCACUCGUGACUCCUGUGCUUCUGACAAUCAUUAAGCUUUCCUAUCACAGGUGUGUGUGUGUAUGUCUGUAUACACCUCUUUUCCUGUGGAGAUGUAGAACUACUCGGUAUUGGGGAGGAAGCAAUUCUAGAUCAGUGCUCUUUGUUACUUACCAGUAGUUGUUUGAAUUGUGUCAGUAAUGGUCCCUUGAGUCUGUUUCCCUAGUGACAAAUGCACUGGACUGAAUGCUGCUACACUAGACUGGAUUGUCCACACUCCUCUGGGGACAUAAGGCAGUGUGGUGCCACUAUGGAUAAAGUUGGUGUCUCAGAGCUCCUGGACUGUGGGCUGGAUGUGGGUUCCAAUCCGGCUCAGUUUGUGUGAAGUUUGCAAGUUUCCUCCCACGGUCCAAAGACACGUUUUAGCUGAAUAUCCCCCAGUGUGUGUGUUUGAGUGAAAGUGUAUGAUUGUCCUGUGAUGGAUUGGCAUCCUGUCCAGAAUGUACCCUGCUUCACACCCUAUGCUCCUGGGAUAGGCUCUGGACUAGCAGGACCCUACAUGGUGCACCCACUUACUGAUGAUGGCUGGAGAUUGGACAUAUUUCCAGGAAAGUUUUGUUAAUUUUCUGAAUCCUGCAGAAAAUCUCAUAUCUCUUGUCUACCAAGACAGUGUACUGGGGGGGGAUUCAGUGGUUAUUUAGGCCAGAUCCCCCCCCCCCCCUUCAAGGAAGUAACCCGGUUGAACAAAAACUUGUAUUGAGGGAAAGUCUUUUGAGCAGUUUCAGUGAUGUUGAGGGGCCCAUUUUUUUGAGGUUUCAAACAGUUUGUUUUUCUUCAGCUUAGUUCUGUUUCAUAAUUGCUCCAGGCUUUCUUUAUGUGUUUACACAUGGUACAUGGUCACUAAAGUCUGAAUAAACCCAGAGAAUUAAACGGAAAAAAAAGAGGACAAUGUCAACGUGCAUUUCGGGUUUUGCCGAGGAACCGAUCUGGAACCCUUUUGAGAGUUUUGUGUUUUUUUUUUUUUUUUUUUUUU